AACCUUUGGCUGGACACCUUGUCAAAAUUCUUUUGGAAGUCCAGGGAUAUAAUGUUUACCUGAUCACCCUUCUCCGCAUGCUUGUUAACCUGGUCAAAAAAACCCCUCCCUCCAUAAGGUUGGUGAGGCAGGAUUUCCCCUUGCAGAAGCCAUGCUGACUUUGUUGCUUUGUGUGCUUAAUAAUACUAUCUGUAAUAAUAAUAUCUUAGAAUAACAGUUCUAAUAAUUCUGCCUUCAAUGACAGUUUACCUGGAACAGAUGUUAGGCUAACUGUGCUGUAAUUCUCUAGAUCCCAGGAUGCCAGCCAAAAGCAUUUCCACUCUUGUUUCAAUCUCCAAGUAUCAUUGGUCCUUUCUGCACUGCACAAAAAAAAUGAACUAGGACAGGGAAAAAAAUGUUUGAGGACGAAUCCUAUCAGUUUUUCCCCCCAAAUGCUCUCAGGACAUUUUAUUUCGGCUCAACCCAGGGUUUUUAGAAAACGGGAAACUAGCAAUUCUUUUUCAUCAAGAUGGGAUCAAGUCGUUUCCUGCUUGCUGUGCAGAGAGCAGGAAACAUAUUAUUUUUACCACCAAGUAAUCUUGAAGGCUCUUACUUUCAUUUUUGCUGAUCGCCCCCACCAUUUUGUGCUGCUGCAGAGAUCACAGAACAGCUCUUCUUCAGCUGGCCAUUUGGUGAAGGUUUCCCAUGAAGGUUUCCUCUGCUUGCAGCUCAUCUGUGCUCGAUUUCACUAUAAAAAGUACAUGAAUAAAGUUUGUUUUGCCUGGUAAUUGCAUGCACGUGUCAUUUUUCUUUUUUUGCUUUUUUUUGUUUUGAGGGAGCUGCCUGUGAAGAUGCGAGGACACGAUACAAGAAUCUGCAAUACGUGCAUAUUUCGAGUCGUCAUAGCUUUGCAAACAGCUUCCUCAAAACAAAAAGAAACAACAUGUUUGGGAUUGCCAGGCAAAACAGACUUUAUUCAUGUACUUUUUACAAUGAAAUCUCGCACAGAUUCAGAGAACAGUAUGGCUGCUACUGCUGCUGUCAGCCCCAGCGAGUAUUUGCAGCCUGCUGCUUCAACAGCCCAGGAUUCUCAGCCAUCUCCACUAGCCCUGCUUGCUGCCACAUGUAGCAAAAUUGGUCCUCCAGCUGUGGAAGCAACUGUCGCCUCUCCGACCCCUCCUCAGCCCGCCCCUCGGAAACUGGUCCCCAUCAAGCCCGCUCCCCUCCCAUUGAGCUCCAAUAAGAACAGCAUUGGGAUCUUGUCCUCCAAAGGCAACCUCUUCCAGAUCCAGGGCUCCCAGUUGGGAACAUCCUACCCUGGUGGGCAGCUUGUGUUUACUAUCCAGAAUCCAACUGUGAUCAACAAAGGGGCCCGCUCGCCUGCCAACAUCCAGUACCAGGCUGUUCCACAGAUCCAGACGGCAUCAGGACAGACCAUCCAAGUGCAGCAGAACUUGGCCAACCAGAUACAGAUUAUUCCCAGCACCAUCACGUCUUCCCCCUCUUCCACCUCUGCCUCCUCUUCCUCCUCUGCUUACAAGCCGGUGCCAAUCAAGCCAGCCCCAGCUCACAAGACCCCGCAAGCGUCUGUCCACAACGCAAGUAACGUUGUCAAGUUAACUGGCGCCAGCGGUAACGUCACUCUUACCCUUCCCAUGAGUAAUCUGGUGAGUGCUGGGGAUGCUGGAGCUCAGCCUCAGAUUGUCCCAGAGAGCCCCUCAAAGCCAAGCAAGAAAGCCCGGAAGAAAGCGAUGUCACCAGCGCAGACGACUGCCAUGGCUGUGACGGAGCAAGUGGAGACGGUCUUGAUAGAGACCACGGCCGAUAACAUCAUUCAGGCAGGGAACAACCUGUUGAUUGUGCAGAGUCCUGGUUCUGGCCAGCCAGCGGUGGUCCAACAGGUGCAAGUGGUCCAGCCCAAACCGGAACAGCAGGUAGUUCAGAUCCCCCAGCAAGCUCUGCGGGUUGUCCAGGCGGCUUCGGCCACGCUGCCUCCCGUCCCCCAGAAGUCACCACAGAACUUCCAGAUCCAGACGCCUGAGCCAAUUCCCACUCAGGUCUAUUUCAAGACUCCCUCUGGUGAGCUGCAGACAGUGCUCCUCCAAGACGCCCCAGCAGUUACGGUGGCUCCUUCCCCCACCGCCUCCUCAGCCACGUCAUGUAGCAGCCCUGCCCCCCGUGGCUCCCAGGCAGGAGGAAGUACCAAAAAGACGGGGGCUCGGAAGGAGCGUGCCCUGCCAAAGAUUGCCCCUGCCGGAGGCAUCAUCAGCCUCAACGCAGCUCAGCUGGCCGCUGCUGCCCAGGCUAUGCAGACGAUCAGCAUCAAUGGGGUGCAAGUUCAAGGUGUUCCCGUCACCAUUACCAACACCGGAGGCCAGCAACAGCUGACUGUGCAAAAUGUCUCUGGCAACAACCUGACCAUCAGCGGCCUGAGCCCCACCCAGAUUCAACUACAGAUGGAGCAGGCGCUUUCGGGGGACUUACAGCCUGGGGAGAAGAGACGGCGGAUGGCAUGCACCUGCCCGAACUGCAAGGAUGGGGAGAAAAGGUUGGGGGAUCAGGGGAAGAAGAGGCACAUCUGCCACGUGCCUGAAUGCGGGAAGACCUUCCGCAAGACCUCCCUGCUGCGGGCCCAUGUGCGCCUGCAUACCGGAGAGCGCCCUUUCAUCUGCAACUGGAUCUUAUGCGGGAAGCGGUUUACACGCAGCGAUGAGUUGCAGCGGCACGCACGGACUCAUACAGGUGACAAGCGUUUCGAGUGCGCCCAGUGCCAAAAGCGUUUCAUUCGAAGUGACCACCUGACGAAGCACUAUAAAACUCACCUGGUCACCAAGAACUUAUAGGGCUGGAUGCAAAAGACGGGGGUGCAGUCCUGAGGGUAUCAGUGACCUCAUUGCUGUGUGGGGACAAAGGACCGAAAAAUCCCCCCCAAGCAACACUCCUGACUGGGAAUGUCGGCUUUCCCAGACACCUCUUUGCAAGGAAAGGGAGGAAAGGCCAGUGUGGCUUCCGUUGAAAGCCCCUACCUCCUGGCACAGUCCUUGGAACCAUCUCGGAAGGUGCAGCGGGCGGCGUGGCGCCAGUCUGGGAUGAAGGAGGAGCAACAUCACUUCCAAAUGAAUCAGCUAAAAGCAGCACAAACUCCAGGAGUGGGCAGGAAAGAGGUUGGGGCAGUAGCAAGGCGGAGCCCUCCCCGCAAAACAAUCCUUGGGAGCCCACAAAGCAAUUUUUUUACUCCAUUGCACCAAAGGACCUGCCUAUGUAAGUGAUAGUAAAACCAGCUCUCCCACCCCCCACCCUUGUAGUCCCGGCUCCCUCUUCCCGCCCCCAUGUGCUUGUGAAGCUUUUAAUGGGGGACAGGGAUGCCACCUAAAAACGGGGCUGUCUGUAUCUUCCCCCAGCACAUUCCUACUUUAUAUUUAAAAUUAUAAAUAUAAAUAUCUAUAUCUAUAUAUAUUUAAAAAGCCUCCUUAGGAAGCCCUGUUUUUUCUACAGAGAACGUUGCCUUAUAUCCCCCCAUUUCCCCGCCCGGUUCCAAAUUAUGUAUUGCGUGCAGGCUUUUAAAAAUAAAACGUUUCCUUGACAAAAGAAGGAAACGAAACCUUGCCCUUCCAAAUGAUGCAAAGGAAAUCCAAAGCGCUUGCAUCAGCACCAAACACGGGACCCAGUUCCAUUUACAGGUCUGCGAAUUGGGGCCUUCUCUGCAUGUAGCAGGGCUUUGGGGGGGGGGGGGUGCAUGGGAAAAGCCCAUGUGCAAAAGUCCCCCUUCCCUCCCAUGACAGCUCUCACCUGGGGAGAGUCUCCUAGCUCCAGUAGAAGGCACCUCCAAGGCCUGGGGAGGGGAACUCUGUGGGGCAUGAUAAUAUAUUAUUCUGCACAGCUCGGUUUGGCCGCUUGUGCGCAGCAGGCUCUGCGGAUCUGUGGGAAGAGAAUGCGGCAGUCCAGUGCCAAGUUUUUGUUUUAUUUGUGUACUGAAACACAUGCAUUCUCUUUCCACAUCUUCUCUUUAUCGGAUUUCUUCACCAACCAACCCCCCCCCCUUUUUUUUCUUUUUUUAAAGUCUCUCGAUAACAGCCCCUUUCUAUGUAUUAUAGUGUAUAUUGUAUCAUAGACUAUAUAUUGCAUUGUGUUUCCUACAUGUUUCAAAAACAUACGGCUUGUUAUUUUUGAGCUUUUAAAUUAAAAAAAAAUCCACUUUAUUUUUUAGUUGUAAUGGCUUGAAGUAUGUUCUUCUUUAAUUAAGUGUCAAAUCCUUGUUAUUUUUUUAUUAACAAUGUAACUUGGCCAGCUGACGUGAGGCUGGCCCAGGGGAGAAACAAUCACAUCUCUUGAUUAAAUAAAUUUAGUUGUCAAAAGCAAACGCAA
Messenger RNA from Sphaerodactylus townsendi, 4344 nucleotides. RefSeq names its product Sp2 transcription factor (gene SP2). Gene Ontology annotation, molecular function: RNA polymerase II cis-regulatory region sequence-specific DNA binding; DNA-binding transcription factor activity, RNA polymerase II-specific. Gene Ontology annotation, biological process: regulation of transcription by RNA polymerase II. The record is from RefSeq and is a predicted model, not a curated record. NCBI's taxonomy places the organism in Eukaryota, Metazoa, Chordata, Lepidosauria, Squamata, Sphaerodactylidae. The coding region runs from base 831 to 2822 and encodes 663 amino acids. The transcript is spliced from 7 exons.